AUGGACUUAGCUAAAGGAGACCGAGAGAUAGAGGAAAGAAAGCAAGUAGAACAAAGUAGCGAUGGCAGUCGGGGAGAGGAGCAAAUCGGUGAAGAACGAAGUUCUGAAGAAGAACGAGUGAUCUGUGAGGAGUUUAAUACCUGGCGCAAGAACGUGCCUUAUUUAUACGAUAUGUUAUUGUCCCACGGUUUAACUUGGCCUUCAUUAACAGUGCAAUGGUUCCCAGAAGCCAUUAGAAAUGAGGAGAAUGAAACGACUACGCAACGGGUGCUUUUAUCAACUCAUACUUCAAGUCAGGCCGAUGAGCAUUUAGUUAUUGCUUCUUUGACUUUACCGGAUACAGUGAGUGAUUCUAGUGUGCGCUCUUUAGAGGAUGGUGGAUAUGGCUUAGGUGAGUCUAAAGUAAGGAUAGUACAGAAGAUUCCUAUGCCGAGUGAAGUUAAUCGGGCUAGGUAUAUGCCUGGUAAUAGUAAUUUAAUUGCUGUACGGUUUGACUUGCCGGAGGUGCAUUUAUAUGAUUAUACUAAGCAUGGAUCUUUUCCACGGGAGUCUGAGCCUAAUAUGGUGCUGGCAGGCCAUACGGAAGGAGGAUUUGGGCUGGUGUGGCAUCCGGUGCGUGAGAAUACUUUGGUGACGGCGGGGUAUGAUGGCCGGGUCUGUACGUACCAGAUUGAUCAGUCAACUACGCCGGUGGCUCAAUUGCAAGAGAGUGGUGAGAUUAAUGACAUAUCUUUAUCGAUGGAUGGUGGUAUGGCUGCGUUGGCCUUAGAUAAGGACGGGGCGGUGAUUGUGGACUUAAGGGAUGGGUCUAAGAAGCGGUUGGGAACGGGGAAGACUUUGUGCGCGCAGUUUUCGUUGGAGAGUGAGCACUUAGUGGCGACGGGAUCUAGUGGUGGACGUUUGGGUGUUUGGGAUAUUAGGAAUGACAGUAUGCCUUUACAUGAUCUGGUGGGGCAUGCUGGGGAUGUCCUGCAAGUUGAAUGGUCGCCUCACUUUGAGGACGUUCUGGCUUCGUCCAGUGCGGAUCGCCGGGUUAACCUUUGGGACUUGAGCCGGGUAGGCCAGGAACAGUCGGCCGUGGAUGCGGAGGAUGGACCGCCGGAGUUAUUGUUUGUGCAUGGUGGGCAUACGGAUACGGUCUGUGACUUAUCUUGGAACCCACAUGAGCCCUGGGAAAUUGCUACGGUUGCUGAGGACAAUGUCCUGCAAGUUUGGCAAAUUGCUCGAGAAGUAGCUUCGGAUGAAGAAGAGGCCUAA
Molecule: messenger RNA, 1257 nt
Organism: Nematocida homosporus
Lineage: Eukaryota; Fungi; Microsporidia
Product: histone-binding protein RBBP4
Exons: 1
Coding region: 1-1257 (418 amino acids)
Biological process (GO): regulation of gene expression
Cellular component (GO): nucleus
Molecular function (GO): histone binding
Source: RefSeq, a predicted model, not a curated record